GCUUCCGGUCCCGACACCAAGCGCCGCCCCCUUCCCCGGGGAAGCUGCCUGGCCGCGCUUGCCUGUCCAGAGACCGACCCAGCUGAGGUUUCCCCUUGCAUCGCGCACCGCUCUGCGCUUCAGCGCCAUGAGGCCCAGAUGAGCCUCUCCGCUUGAGCUGCACCUUUCCAUCGUCUGCUCCAGAUUACUCUCCAGAGCAGACUACUCUCCAGAUAACUCUCCAAGAGGGAGGACUUGGAAUCCCUCUAGAGGGAAACUCUUUGCUGCAAGGGCAGGAGAAUGAGUGGGCAGCGUGUGGAUGCCAAAGUUGUGAUGCUGGGCAAAGAAUACGUAGGCAAGACCAGCUUGGUGGAAAGAUAUGUUCAUAACCGCUUCCUUGUGGGGCCCUACCAGAAUACAAUAGGUGCUGCAUUUGUGGCUAAAGUCAUCCCAGUGGGAGGCCGGAAGGUGACGUUGGGAAUUUGGGAUACGGCUGGCUCGGAAAGGUAUGAGGCCAUGAGCCGGAUGUAUUAUCGUGGGGCAAAAGCUGCCAUUGUGUGUUACGAUCUUACUGAUAGCAGCAGUUUCCAGAGAGCAAAAUUCUGGGUGAACGAACUGCAGAACUUUGAGGAGAACUGCAGGAUCUAUUUGUGCGGCACUAAGAGUGAUUUAUUGGACGAUGACAGGAGAAAACGGGGAGUUGACUUCCAUGAUGCGCAGGACUAUGCUGACGAUAUCAAAGCUGAGCUGUUUGAAACCUCUAGCAAGACAGGACAAAACGUAGACGAGCUCUUCAAGAAGGUAGCUGAAGACUAUGUGCAGUUUACUGCAUUUCAAGAAAUGACAGAGGAGAAAGGGGUGGAUCUGAGCCAGAAGAACUCUCCCACCUACUUCUACAGCUGCUGCCAUCAUUGAGUUAUCCUUAGUUUGCCAAAAGCAGUGUUCCCCUGCUGGGUUUCCGUUGCAGUUCAUGCUCUUGAGACUGUUUCGCUACAUGGAACGUUUUGCCCAUUGGACAUCCAGAGCAUCACUGGCUGGCACCUCUUCUGGGAAGAGAGAGUGCAGCAGACCCAGAUUUUUUGUUGCAUCUACUGCAAGACUUGUUGUUGAGAGACUGGGACCAUGUGCCCUCCUCUCUUCCAGAGGCUAGCUAAAUCAUUGACGUGUGCUGGGAAUUGUUUUUUACAACAAGCUUCCUUGCAAAAGACAGCCUGUGCUGACCGUGGUGGAUUCUGCCUUUUGGAAGGUGUUGCCUGAUUGCUUAUUAUGUAAAUUUGGCUUCUAAUAAGUUAUAAAAAUGUAAAUAAAAAUG
Messenger RNA from Sphaerodactylus townsendi, 1291 nucleotides. It is a transcript of the gene RAB24, whose product is annotated as RAB24, member RAS oncogene family. The transcript is spliced from 9 exons. The coding region runs from base 280 to 894 and encodes 204 amino acids. Gene Ontology annotation, molecular function: GTP binding; GTPase activity. The record is from RefSeq and is a predicted model, not a curated record. Lineage: Eukaryota; Metazoa; Chordata; Lepidosauria; Squamata; Sphaerodactylidae.